Branchiostoma floridae (Florida lancelet) is the source of this 6351-nucleotide messenger RNA. RefSeq names its product kielin/chordin-like protein. The transcript is spliced from 53 exons. Gene Ontology annotation, molecular function: peptidase inhibitor activity; protein binding. The record is from RefSeq and is a predicted model, not a curated record. NCBI's taxonomy places the organism in Eukaryota, Metazoa, Chordata, Leptocardii, Amphioxiformes, Branchiostomatidae. Bases 483 to 6209 code for a protein of 1908 amino acids.
UUUCCAUGUCUUUUGGAGGCGCUUAUCACGUGACAUCGCAGCCUCGUUUGGGUGAACCAAUCAGGAUUUGACAUGCUGGACAUGUGUCGUCUGAUUUUGCAGUGUCGUGCACUUUUGCCCCGUCAUUCGGUCCAAAGGGAGGAUUUACUCAGGAUGUUGCAACAGAAUGUUGACCAAAGGCUCUUGACGGGGAGAUCAAAACAACUUGACCGGUCUCUUCGAUGCCAACCAAUCAACAGCGGGGAAGCUGACUACCUGCUGAUGACAGAACAAACGAGAUGACUAAUUUACAUAUAACUAUUGUCCUCAAUAUGGUAAACAUUUUAAAAAAACAUGUAGUCAUUCUACUAUAGGCCCCAAUAAAUCUCAGCCCCCCCUGUCCCUGUAUAAAUAGCUGGGCCACCGAGAAAAUUAGCAUUGCCAUCCUGGACCAUAGUUGUCACUAGUUCUCACCACAGGAGAAGAGUGCAAUACUCAGAAACAUGAAGGUGCUUCUGUUUCUGUGCUUCGUCGUCUUGGCGCAAGCCAAGGUCAUCAAGUACUGGGAGUGGGAGGAGGAACCCACCACCACCGAGACACAGGUUACCAUGACAACCACCGACAUCCCCUACACCACCGACCCAACCUGGAGCGGGAGGGUCUGCUCCUAUACCAAGACACCCAGGCACGGCAGGAGAGAACCAAUCACCGCCUACAAGUGCUGCAGGGGCUGGACUGGCGAUGUUGAGACCGGAUGCCAGAUUCCCGUCUGCAGGAAGGAGUGCCAGAACGGCGGUGUCUGUGUCGCCCCUGACCAGUGCCAGUGCCAGCCUGGGCUGGAGGGUCCCCGCUGCGAGAAGGUGAAGAAGGGCCUGUGCUGGACCGAGUACAUCAACAACGAUGUCCCGCACACCGGCAAGGGUGACUUCGAGACCAUCUUCAGCCUCAGGAAGGAGAUUGGCAUCUGCAAGCACUCCGUCCCCGAGGCCAUUGAGUGCCAGACAUCCGCCGGUGUCCCCCUGCGCCAGACCACCCAGAACGUCACCUGUGACCGCCGCGUCGGUCUCAUCUGUGACAACAGGUACCAGAAGGACAGGUCCGUGAGGUGCCAGGACUACCGCGUGCGCUUCCUCUGCCCCUGCAAGACCCAGGGCCGCGGCAAGAUCUGCACCUACCAGGGCAAGGAGUUUAUGCCCCGUGAGACCGUCCAGCAGAACACCAGGGACAAGUGCCAGACAUGCGAGUGCUUGAGCAACGGCAAGUGGGCCUGUGACGAGCUUCCCUGUGAGUACACCACCACCGAGACCCCCACCACCACACCAAUCACCCCCGUCACCACAACCCCCUAUGAUGAUAUCUGUGUUUACGGGUCUGAGUUCUACGAGAUUGGAGAGGUCAAGACCAUCGGCUGCGAGAUCUGCACCUGCCAGACCAAGGGUGGCUGGUCCUGUGAGAGGAAGCCCGAGUGCGAGAGCAAGCCCCAGGUCUGCACCGUUCGCGGAAAGAUCUACCAGCAGGGACAGACCAUCAAGAAGGGAUGCAACACUUGCAUCUGCGUGGACGGCCAGUUCAGCUGCACCAAGAUGAUCUGCCCACCCACCUACGAGCCCACCACUCAGGAGGUCUGCUACGAUCGCCGCGGCAACGAGUUCCAGGAGGGCGAGACCUUCCAGAAGGACUGCAACAUUUGUGUCUGCACCUACGGCAAGUGGGACUGCACCCGCAAGCCCUGCACCCCCGAGCCCCGCCGUCCCAAGACCUGCACCAUGGGCCGCAGGACCUACCGCAGCACCGAGACUGUCCAGCAGGGAUGCAACACUUGCAUCUGUACCGAUGGUGAGUGGUCUUGCACCCGCAAGUACUGCGCCCCUGAGGUGCCCUACCCCACCCACACCACCUGCUACAACCGCACCACCAAGACCUCCUACCGCGCCGGCGAGAUCUUCACUCAGGACUGCAACAUCUGCACCUGCAACGCUGGAAUCAUCCAGUGCUCUACGACCCCUUGCCGUCCCGUUGGCCCCUGCACCCAAGAGCUGGUUAAGUACCAGACCGGCAGCCGCCAGCUGAAGGGAACCUUCCCGCCAAAGUGCCUGCCUAACGGCUACUACCAGCCCGAGCAGUGCCACAAGGAACUGGGUGUCUGCUACUGCGUCACUCCCACUGGGCAGCGCAUCAAGGAUACCCUGACUUUCGGCUACCCCGACUGCAGCCAGUACAUGACCACCACCGAGUACACUCCCUUCACCGAGACCACCACUCCCUACACCCCUGAGACCACCACCCAGUACACCGAGUCCAGCACUUACACUACUGAGGGUGUGACCACUGUUCCCCCCUGCCUGAGGCUCCUCCAGACCAGGAAGACCUUCCCCGGUGGCUUCGUGCCCACCUGCCAGGCUGAUGGGUCCUACCACCCCACCCAGUGCCACGCCAACGGCUACUGCUUCUGUGUGGACCAGGAGGGUUACAUGAUCAAGGGCACCGAGCAGCACGUCAGCCAAGGCCUGCCUGACUGCACCCCCUUCUUCGAGACCACCACCCCAGUGACCCCCUACACCACCGAGUACACCACCACUGGGACCCCCUCCCCUCUGUGCUACGAGCUGCGCAGCCGCAGCCAGACCAAGCCCACCUGUCAGAAGGACGGCACCUUCGAGCCUCUGCAGUGUGACAAGACCAGCCGCUACUGCUACUGUGUCACCCCCACCGAGGGCACCAUCAUCCCCGAGACUCUGGUCCGCUCCUGGGAGGAGAAGCCCAACUGCGAGGAGUACAUCUAUGCCACCCCCACCCCCACCACUGAGUACCCUGACUACGAGGUGCCCCCAUGCCUGAAGCUCCUGCAGGUGGUGAGGAACCAGCCCCGCCACUACACCCCCACCUGCCUGGCUGACGGCACCUUUGCCCCCCUGCAGUGUGACCCCACCACCAAGUACUGCCACUGUGUGGACCCCCGCGGCUUCCAGAUCAGGGGAACCGUCAGGCACUUCAGACAGGGCACUCCUGACUGCACCACCUACACCACCACCGAGUACACCCCUUACACCACCACUGAGUACACCCCUCAGACCACCACUGAGUACACUGCCACUACCACCGAGUACACUGCUACAACCACAGAGUACACCCAGACCACUCCCUACCCUAAGUGCUGGGAGAUGAGGGAGUACAGCCGUGGCAAGUUCACUCCCAAGUGCACGGAGGAGGGCACCUUUGAGCCCCUGCAGUGCCAGGAGGAUGUGUGCUACUGUGUCCACCCCGUCAAGGGUGUCAUGUACAGGGAGUCCAUGUUCCAGGUCUACGAGCAGAGGACCGUGCCUGACUGUGACACUUACUGGAUGACCACAACUACCCCUACCCCUUGUGUUGGAGAGGAGUGCACCACCACCUACCCCUGUGAGGGUGAGGAAUGUACCACCCCCUACCCCUGUCAGGGUGAGGAAUGCACCACCCCCUACCCUACCACCACCCCCACCCCAUGUGAGGGAGAGGAAUGCACCACCCCCACCCCAUGUGAGGGAGAGGAGUGCACCACCCCCUUCCCUACCCCCACCCCCUGCGUGUGUGAGGAGUGUCCCGACCCCUCCCUCUGCCAGGGUGAGGAGUGCACCACCCCCACCCCCCAGUGUGUGUGCGAGACCUGCUCCCCCACCCCCUGUGUGAUCCAGCAGAGGCAGUACAUCCCCAGCCCCGGACACUUCCUGCCCAUGUGUGAGCCCGACGGCAGCUACGCCCCCCUGCAGUGCCACGACACCUACGGGUACUGCUUCUGUGCCACCCCCAAGGGCUACGAGAUCCCCGGCACCCGUGUCUUCGGUGUCGACAUCCCCGACUGCUCUUUUGUCUACGCCACCACCACUGAGUACACCCCUUACACCACCACUGAGUACACCCCCGAGACCACUACUGAGUACACUCCCCAGACCACUACUGAGUACACCCCUGAGACCACCACCGAGUACACUCCCCAGACCACCACAGAGUACACCCAGACCACCGAGUACACCACCACCUCCCCUUACCUGGACUGCUGGGACCAGCUGGAGAUUUUUGAGACUCUUCCUCAGGUGUUCAGGACUGUGCGCCCCCGCUGCAAGCCCGACGGCACCUUCUACCCCAUCCAGUGCAACAUCGACCUGAGGAUCUGCUACUGCGUCACCCCCCAGGGAGAUGAGAUCCACGGCACUGUUACCAAGGGAACCACCCCCGACUGCACCCCUUACAUCACCCGCAAGUUUGUUGCUGAGGAUUCCUGCAUUGUUGAUGGCUUCGUCUACAAGCAGGGUGAGACCUUCUACCAGGAGUGCAACAAGUGUAUCUGUGACCAGGGAGUGACCAUGUGCACCAUCCUGCCCUGCACCACCAGUGAUGUCUGCUACCACCCCACCACUGGCAUCAAGUACCAGCCAGGAGAGGUCUGCACACACCAGUGCCAGGAAUGCAUGUGCCAGGACAGCAAGUGGGCCUGUAUCCCACAGGAGGACUGCCAGAUGACCACCACUGCUGAGCCCACCACUGUUGAGCCCACCACCCCUGUGUACUCCCAGUGUGAGAUUAAGGGCAUCACUUUCCAGGUUGGAGAGACCUACUACGAUGACUGCAACAGGUGUACUUGCACUCCUUAUGGACCAUCCUGUACUGAAAUGGCAUGCCUUAGCGAUGUCUGCUACUGCCCGAUGACCGGCUCUAGGAUCCAGGAAGGUCAAACUAUCACCAAGGACUGCAAGGAAUGCACUUGCAAGUCUGGCCGCAUGGAGUGUUACCAGCGUGAGGACUGUGAGGUGCCCACACCUAUGUGUGAGGUCGACGGCUUCUUCUACAGGCCUGGCCAGUCUUACUAUGACCAGUGUAACACCUGCAUGUGCGGAAGGGAUGGUUCUGCUGCCUGUACUCUGAUGAUGUGUGUGCCUAGCUUCUGCUGGCAUCCUGACACCGGGGUUCAGUACAAGGAGGGUGAAGUCAUGACCAAGCAGUGCGAGGAGUGCACCUGCAGUGAGGGUCGCUGGAAGUGCUCCCAGCAGGAGUUCUGUGAGACCACCACCGCCCAGACUACCACCUAUGAGCCCACCAUGACCACCCCCUACGUGCCCACUACCUGUGUUGUGAAGGGCCAGACUUACUAUGAGGGCGAGACCUUCUAUGAUGGCUGCAACGAGUGUGUCUGCCGCGAAGGCUUCCCAGCCUGCCCUGCAAAGCCCUGCACCCCAGAGACUACCCCUGAGAAAUCCUGCAAGAUCAAGGACUUCACCUUCCAGUCUGGCCAGAAGUUCUUCUAUGGCUGCCGCCAGUGCAUCUGCAAGGACGGAGAGUACACUUGUGAGGACAGGACAAAGAAGUGCCCCCGUGAUGUGUGCUUCCACCCCACUACUGGUGAGAAGGUCUAUGAGGAGGAGAGGAUCUCUGUGCAGUGCAAGUCCUGCAAGUGCAUCGAGGGCCAGCUUAAGUGCAAGGAGGAGAGGGAGUGCAGGACCCCCUACACCACCCCUGUGACCCAGUGUUACGUCAAUGGCACCUACUACCAGCCUGGCCAGGAGUUCUUUGUCAGGUGUAACCAGUGCAUCUGCAAGGAUGGUGUGACCCUGUGCACCAAGAAGACCUGCCCCACAGACAAGUGCUACCACCCCUUCACUGGUGUGGUCUACAGGCCCAAGCAGUCUGCCCGUGUUGACUGCAACAAGUGCAAGUGUGCACCGGACGGCGAAUGGAUGUGCACUAAGAGGAUGUGCCGCCCCACCCCCAUCACCACCAAGCCCAUCCCCCGCACCAGGAAGAUAACUGAGCCCCAGGAAACCUGCACUGUUGAUGGCUGUGUGUACUACAGUGGCCAGAGGUUCUUCCAGGGCUGCAACAAGUGUACCUGCACCAACGGCCGUGUUUCCUGUACCCGCAAGGGUUGCAGUGAGAAGUUCUGCUACAGCCCCAUUACUGGGGAGAAGUUCCGCCAUGGUGAGACUGAUAAGGACUGCACCUGUAAGAAGGGUGAGUGGCAGUGCCCCAGGGACCAAGUGUGCCCAUGGCAGACUACUGAGACCACAACUGUCCCCUACACAACACCUGAGCCUGAGACAUGCCCUAAUGGUGAGCCCCUUGUGGAGUGCUUUGUCGACCCCUGUCGGUAUACCACGUGUCCGGCCUACCCCGGCGCCGUCUGCGUCCCCAACUACUGUGGUAGCUGCCAGGCUGUCUUCUACAACACCAAGGGCAGCCCCGUCGUCUGUGAGCCUUGAAGAGUAAAUGUCGAUCACACAAUCUCAGGACAGUUUUGAACAACACGUCUUCAAAUAAUUUUGCUGUUGAAAGGCUAAAGAAUUUCUGCAGAUGUUAUCAAUGUGUAUUUUGUACGGCUAAUAAAGAUAUCAUUAAAGGCAA